AUGGCGAAAUCUGUUGAAGUGAAUAAAAACAGUGAAGACGAUUCAACCAUGGACGGGGAUAGUGAUGAGGAGUUAGGAUGCGUGGGGAGACUGAUGGUGAAGUUGCGGAUCAACCCAAACUUGAUCAUGUUGAAAGUGACUCUGUUUGUUAUGUACGGAGCCACAGCAUCUCUCUUGCCGUAUCUGACGAUACACAUGCAGAGUAUAGGACUGACUGUGCCCGAAAUUUCUUUUGUGUAUUUAGCGUUGCCGUUCACAACAUUUCUUAGUCCACCUAUAACCGGAUUUUUGGUGGACCGUUUUGGGGAAUACAAGCCAGUCGUGAUCACUGCAUUGAUUAUGAAUGCUGCUUUCCACCACUCGUUGCUGCUGAUUCCUCACCAAGAGACGCCAGGGAUGAUGCCAUCAGCUUACGUCAUGCGCCACCCGAUCACGAAUAGCGUAGAGAUUUGGUGGAGUCCGUGUCCUAGCAGGGAAUGCCCCGGCGAGGAUGAAACAGUAGACUUUGUGCUAGAUCGUUGCGUUGAUCAUUGCCUUCUAUCGAAACCUACAGAGGCGCCAGCUAGCGAUCCUUCUGAUGACAAGGACGAUUUGGAUUUCCAUAUAAGUCAUAAGGUUCAGCUACCAAACUUAAAGUCUAAUCUAAGUUACUUAAAUGGUACAGACGAUGAAGAUUACAAUGACGCUGCAUACUUUUUGAUUGAAGUCCAUGAUGAUUUGGAAGAACCAAAAGAACAGCUUGGAAUUGAAAUGGAAAGGGACGACGACGAACGAAUAACAGAUUUUAGAUCGAGAUUUGGAGAAAAGCUUUUAAUAGCCCAAGGUAUCAAUAUAACAGAACUUGAUAAAGAGGAUCUUCGUUGUGGAGGGCUCGUCAUGUUGCACAAUAUGACCAAGCUCUCUCAACAAAGGCUUGAGAUUUUAUCUGCAGAUUGUAUGGUACAAAAAUGUGACUUCAGGUACACAAACGGCUAUCUAAAGGUAAAUUUAUCAUUGGAAUAUUACAGGAGAGGCGGCCCCGAUACCUGCCCACCGGAUUAUAAGGAAAGCGAUGAUAAAACUUUCUAUAUUUACUUCUUCUUGAGAUUUAUGGGGACUAUCAUGUUGUCUGCUGGCGUCACUAUCAUGGAUCCAAUAGCUUUGACUAUGAUACAAAAAUACGGCGGAGACUUUGGAAGAGAAAGACUUUUCUCUAGUAUUGGAAUGGCUAUAUUUUCCCCCAUAACAGGCAUGUUAAUAGAUAUGAGGAGUAAACAAGUUGAUCAUGUAUCUAGGAAUACCGUGACCGUGGGCACGCUGAGCAGUAUCCCGUUCCUCUACGGCGCGGAUGCCAUCACUGCGCGUAUCGGCCACGUGAAUGUCAUCAUAGUUGCAUUCUUCUCCCACGCUGCGAGACUCGUCGGCUACUCGUUUAUCGAAAAUUCGUGGUGGUGUUUUCCAUUUGAAGCCAUGGAAUCUUUGUCAGUACAUUUGAUGUGGGUCGCAGCAGCUACUUACUGCGCAAUGCUUGCACCGAAGAGUCUCUUAGCCACGUUGAUUGGAGUGCUGGGAAUGGCGCACUUCAGUCUUGGGAGGGGUAGUGGCAGUUUUGGCGGUGGUCUCCUCAUCGCAACCCUCGGCACUAGAGAAGCCUUCCGUUACAUGGGACUGAUUGCCUUCCUCGGAGGAGUUCUGUACGGCUUACUUCAUUACUUCUGGUUGAAAAACAUCAACAUGACUAGAGUACAGAGCGUUUGUGACCCGGAUACAGAAAGUGGAGAAGGUGACAAGCUGAAUGCAGAACCGUUGACGAAAGAUGCAGAGACUAUGAUAUCUCUGGAGCGCCUGCACAUGAUCACACGCUUCAAUCCACUUGGCUCUCUACAUUCCUUGCCAAGGGGCUCACGUUCGAGGUUCUCCCAAGGUGACAUUAACGAGCACUGUCGUAGCCGCAGCGGUAGCAACAGCCAGAGACGAGGCAGCAACUAUGAAGGUUCUGCUUCGAAGGUGGAUAUGCUUCGGUCUGCUAUCGAAAUAAGCCAUCAACAUGGACGAGGACACAUUUCAAAUAACAGCCUUUGCAGUAAUAGAACUUCAAAUCAUUACAAGCAAGCACAAAGCGCCCCAAAAUUAGUUCUAGUGGGACUAGGGCAGAGGAACAACAUAUCGCAACCGGCUCUCUCGGAAUAUGACCCGAGGCGUCGUGAUUCCAUCCCAGAGGAAGCUGAAGAGGACCGCCUAGCUUUACCAGCUAAACCUCCCACGAAGACCAAGAGUGAUAACCUUCCACCACCACCGAGCUAUGAUGAAGCAACUGGAGAACACAGGAAAAGUUGGCAUUCGGAUGACAGUACCCAACUUAAGGCUGCACCAUCUUUGCAUAAAACUGUCAAAAAUAUCGUAAAAGAGAAAAGAAAUGUAAAAGAUUUCGACUUUUUUGAGAUUGUUAAAAUCAUCUCGAAUUUUCGAGAAUCGUGUUAA
Molecule: messenger RNA, 2460 nt
Organism: Spodoptera littoralis (African cotton leafworm)
Lineage: Eukaryota; Metazoa; Arthropoda; Insecta; Lepidoptera; Noctuidae
Source: the annotation of a GenBank genome assembly